UUUGGCGAAGAGCAAGCCCCCCCGCAGCGGCAGGUCUGCAGGAGAAAGACAAAAGAGAAAGAGAGAGAGAAAGACAAAGAUAUUGCGUUGUGUAGUCGCCAGUUCCUAUUGGCCGGGGCUGCCUUGCUAUACUCUGCCUUAAGACAACGCGGCCGCACGCAGGUCAAACUAUCUAAACGACGCGGUUCUUGUCUGACAUUUCAAACCAACAACGGAAGAACGCCACUUGCUCUCUCUCUCUCUCUCUCUCUCUGCCUUGUUCUUUAAUUCUUUCUUUCUUUUCUAAACUGGGCGACCAUAAUCAAGGGUGGUGUUGCUCUGCUUGUUGCGGUUUCUGUGGACAUUUGGGCUCGGGAAUCGCCCGAUUGGCUUUGCUUGCAGCGGAGAUAGAGAGAGAGGAAGAUAAUGCCGAAUUGGGAGCUGAAGAACUGCUGCCAGCAUGAUCAGGUCGUGUUUCUCGUUACUGUUGGCGUCUUCACUGUAGCAAUCCUCGCGUUAUGGAGGACAAUACUAAUGACACCUUUUAAGCUCAUCACUGUAUUUCUUCAUGAAGCAAGUCAUGCAAUUGCUUGUAAACUCACUUGUGGAGAGGUAGAGGGGAUCCAGGUUCAUGCAAAUGAGGGAGGGGUUACACAAACACGCGGUGGCAUAUAUUGGUUGAUCUUGCCCGCUGGAUAUCUUGGUUCUUCGUUUUGGGGAAUGCUUUUGAUACUUGCAUCCACGAAUCUUAUCACUGCAAGGAUUGCUGCUGCUUGUUUAGCUGUUGCUUUGCUUGUUGUGCUUUUUGUUGCUAAAAAUUGGACUCUUCGAGGGCUUUGUAUUGGAUUUAUUAUUUUCCUUGCUGUAGUCUGGGUUUUGCAAGAAACAACAAAAGCUCGUAUCCUUCGGUACAUCAUUCUGUUCAUUGGUGUAAUGAACAGCUUGUUUUCUGUUUAUGAUAUCUAUGAUGAUUUGAUAUCUCGAAGAGUUCACUCCAGCGAUGCUGAAAAGUUCGCCGAAGUUUGCCCCUGCCCUUGCAACGGUGCAGCAUGGGGAGUCAUUUGGGGCAUGAUAUCAUUUGUAUUUCUUUGUGGAUCAAUAUAUCUUGGACUAGUUAUCUUGUCUUGAGGUACUAUUUAUUUACUUUCAAGGAUUUAUUUUUCAAUUCUGUAUGUUUUCCAGUGUGCAUUUGAAUGCCUGUGAAAUUGAAUCCCACAAAAAUACUAAUUAACUCAUCAAGUGGAACCAUAACAAAUUACUGUUACCCAUAAAUCUUAAGAUUAUAUUAAGAGGGGGAGGUGGUGUUUUUUUUUUUUGGGUAUAUUAAUGGCAUUGUUGAACCAAUACUAGGACAUCCAUGCAGGGAACUUUGCAAUCUUGUCACCAUUCUUAACCAUUAGGAUGUUCAGACGAUUAUUUGUUUUAGAAAAAUUUUAAAAAAUAUAAGAAAUGCAUGUGGACAAGUAUACUUGUCCUUCAUUUGGGAAAAGCCCUUAGAUUUGAGUUUGUGUAGAUUUAGACAAAAUGCAAUACAAAAUUUAUUGAAUUCUUUCUAGAUGCACUCAAAUCCAAAUUUAAGGUUGGAACUCUAUACUCACGAACACAAUAUUAGUGUGUUUGAGAUUGGAUUUGAAUUUGAAUGAAAAUUUGGAUAAAAUGUGGGUACAAAAUUGUACUGGAUUUUACAUAAAAUUCACCAAAUCUAGCACUUGAAAUUCAUGCUCUCUACAAACAGACUUAGGGCAUCACAAGGUGAAAAUUUUGUUUUAUGGAAUUUUUGUUUUCCCUUUAUUUUACUUUACUUUUUAGUUUGGGUGGCAAUGAGGUGUGGCUGUUAUCCUACAGUGCCAUUUAACGUGAUGUGAUAAUAAAUUCAUAACUUAAUGUUUUCAGUAUCUAAAUUUCUCUGCUUUCCCCUUUCUUGCACAGGGAUUUUGGGUUGAUUUUCUUCUCCACAUUGCUGGAAGCACUGUAACAAUUGAAUUCUUUACAUUAUUAUUAUUUUUUCCCCAAUUGAUGAUCUGUAUAUUUUGAGACAUUGUCGUAUAAAUUCAACUAGCAGUGAGCAUUCUUCUGCCUCAAUAUCCAGUAUUUUUUGGCUGACACAUUCUGUUUCCGAAGAUAUUGUAUAGUAUAUAAGAUGUACGUGGUUACGAUUAGAGCUUCAGAAGUAGUUAUUGGAAGAAAUCACGAGUUUUUAUUUAGUUA
Molecule: messenger RNA, 2187 nt
Organism: Malania oleifera
Lineage: Eukaryota; Viridiplantae; Streptophyta; Magnoliopsida; Santalales; Ximeniaceae
Exons: 9
Coding region: 406-1107 (233 amino acids)
Source: RefSeq, a predicted model, not a curated record